Molecule: messenger RNA, 1266 nt
Organism: Microdochium trichocladiopsis
Lineage: Eukaryota; Fungi; Ascomycota; Sordariomycetes; Xylariales; Microdochiaceae
Product: Peroxin 13, N-terminal region-domain-containing protein
Exons: 1
Coding region: 1-1266 (421 amino acids)
Biological process (GO): protein import into peroxisome matrix, docking
Cellular component (GO): peroxisomal membrane; peroxisome; peroxisomal importomer complex
Molecular function (GO): protein binding
Source: RefSeq, a predicted model, not a curated record
AUGGCGUCUCCUCCCAAGCCCUGGGAACGUAACGGCGCGUCUUCUUCAACUACCACCACCAUGACAACCCCAACCGGUACCUCGUCGCCAGCCAUCCCGAGCCUCGCCUCAGGAGCCGACUCCCCUGCGAUCCCUCCUCGACCAGACUCCCUCGCGACCGCGGUCAACCAGAACGCUUCCGCCUACAGUAGGCUGGGCAACACCGGCUACGGCUCCGCUUACGGCCAGGGUGCGUACGGUUCGGCCUACUCGUCGCCAUACUCCAGAAUGGGUGGCUAUGGCGGAUAUGGAGGUUAUGGCGCCAUGGGCGGGAUGGGAGGCAUGUACGGCGGUGGGAUGUAUGGAGGCGGCAUGUACGGCGGCAUGGGUGGUAUGGGUGGCAUGGGCAUGGACCCAAACAACCCAAGCCUGACCCAGCGCUUUGGCAACAGCACUCAGGCUACCUUCCAGAUGCUCGAGGGCAUCGUCGGCGCGUUCGGCGGUUUCGCUCAGAUGCUCGAGAGCACGUACAUGGCAACACACUCUAGCUUCUUCGCCAUGGUCUCUGUGGCUGAGCAGUUUGGUAACCUCAGGGAUACCUUGGGGUCUGUCUUGGGCAUCUUCACUCUGAUGCGAUGGAUCAGGACACUCAUUGCCAAACUCACUGGCCGCCCUCCGCCGGCUGAUGCCGUCGCCUUGACUCCUGCUGCCUUUGCACGUUUCGAGGGACGGCAGGGCCCUAUUGGCCCCAACGGUGCUCCUAUGCCACCCACGCCCAGCCGGAAGCCUCUCAUCUUCUUCCUGCUGGCUGCGUUUGGCCUUCCUUACCUCAUGAGCAAGGCCAUCCGCUCAAUAGCUGCAAAUGCCGAGGAGGAGGAGCGGAGGAGGAUCGAGGCCGCUGGCCAGCCCAUGGACCCAACCAAGCUGGAGUUCUGCCGCGUCCUGUACGACUUCACUCCGGAGGCUGGCAACGCGACGCAAGGUGUUGAUCUCGCUGUCAAGAAGGGCGACUUCAUCGCCGUCCUAAGCAAGACCGAUCCUCUCGGCAACCCGAGUGAAUGGUGGCGCUGCAGGGCCCGCGAUGGCCGUCUCGGCUACCUCCCCUCGACGUUCCUCGAGACCGCGAAGCGACCUGGCCAGCCUAUCGCGGCCAUCAAGGCCCCAAUCAGCGAGCCCGACACAUCCCGCACGAACUCGAUGACGAGCGCCAGCCAGCCGCCCGUGAUCAGCGGGAAGAUGGGCGAUAUCUCGCCUGAAAGCUUCCAGAAGUCUCAAUUCUACUCUUAG